GGAUAGGGGGCGUGGUCUCCAGUCUACCAGCGUCUCAGUGGUCCAUCUAGUCUAGCUUGGUGUUUUGAACUGUAGCUCUAGCUGGGGUGCAAAUUCUAACCAAUUUGCUCCUCAUAUACAAAGCAAGAUGAGAGGCAAGACUCCAGGACGUACCAAUUUCAAGAUUUCACUGUGAGGACAACAGAAGCAAGCAGCCAUGCUCUCUCUGAUGUUGCCACAUCUCAACCAACCUCACACCAACCUCAUCAUUGCUAUUUAGACAUAAUUAUAUAGAUCAUCUAACCAUACUUGCAUUCUAGCUCCAAAAAAAGCUUAAGACCUUCAGAAAAUGGCUGAUACGAUGCCCUCAGGCUCAGGCAACCCAGGAGCUAGAGGGGGAGGGGCUCAUCCUGCAACACUCAGAACUGGAGAGUUGUCAGGGGAGUGUGUGUUCCAGGUGGAGGAUCACAUCACAGUGGAUCAGUUCUCUGAGCUCAUGGCUGCCUUCCAACGUCACGGGCGACAUCGACACUCCCAGGGAACCGUGGCGAUGCCCACGGACAACUUCCAAGCCCUCCUCUCACAAACAUUGCACAGACCUGAGGGAGACGAGAGGAUCUCACUCCUCUGCAACAAAAUUGACUCUGGUGGAGAUGGUGUUAUUCAAAAGGACAAGUUUUGCUCUUACUUUCUCCAACAACUGAGAGAGAAGGACUCCUCUAAUGUCCAUCACCUGCCAUUCCAAGAGCCACCAAAGUUCAGGCACAACAUGGCCUCCAAGGAGACGCUCUGUCGCCUCAUGUUCUCCGGACCUGUCCCAAGAUACAUCUCCAUCAGCAAGGACGGUGGUGCUGGCGUAUGGAGCUCAAGCUUACACUUUCAGCGAGGGUUUAUAUUGGAGGGUAGUACGGACUCCCACACAGUCACCAGGGGAACCUCAGGCCCCACCCUCUGGGUGACUGACUGCACCCUAAUGGCAGACUGCAAUAAACUAGUCAUCUCUACAACCGCCAGAGAGCUGCUCUUCUACGACAUCUCCACCACCAUCUUUACUUGCCAGUACCAGAUACACGAUUGUCCAUCGGUGGUGCUUUGUAUGACCUACCACUGCAGCUGUGACUCCAUUGACUCGGGAGGUGGUUCAACGGCCUCUUAUUUGCUCUAUGGAGACAUGAGUGGUUCAGUUAGCAUCCUGUCUUUCACCAACCCCCAGACGGGGCUGUUUGUGGGGGGCAGUUUGGACGAUCAGGCAACCCCCCAGAUGAUAGCAUACGCUAGACUUACCGAACAUGCCCAGUGUGUGACGUUCCAGACGAUGCCCCAGCUCCACCCAGACUGGGUCCGUCGCAUCAGCUACGUGUGGCACAAUCAUUCCUUUAUCUCAUGUUCCAACUCUCCCAUCAACUCUCUUGUGAUGAGAGACGUAGGGAGAAAGAGGAAAAGCUACAUCUUUAGAGUUCGGAAGGGGGUGCUCUGUUUUGACUACUCCCACCAGCUGGAGAUCCUAGUGACUGGCAGUAUUGAUCACGUGGUGCGAUUGUGGAAUCCCUACGUCCCCUCUAAACCCAUGGCUGUACUCAAGGGACACACUGCAGCUGUGCUUGAUGUGGUGGUGGCCAGUGGGUGUGGUCUCAUCUUUUCCUACUCCCAUGACGCAUUGCUAUGUGCUUGGGACCUCUACGAACACGUACUGGUACAGAAGAUCCAUGUCCGGUUCCCGUUCUCGCAGCGUCUCCCUGACUACGGCCCCUCGGUCCUCACUCUCCACACAUCACACACGCCCACACUCGUGGUCGUCUGCAACGAGUACAUCGCCGAGUUCAAAGUGGGGGCCACUCUCACCGGAUUGGCCACUGGAGGAGGUGUGGCUCUAACUAGCCACGCCCACCCACUGUCGGCAGCAGUCUACAACCCACACCUCCACCAGGUGGUGAGUGGGUGUGAAGGGGGCGUGGUCACCAUAUGGGACAUUGAUAGCGGACGCCAGGUGCUAAGGUUUGCCAAUUGCCAUGGUAACAACGAGAUCACGGCCCUCUGUUUGGAUACCACUGGACGUAGACUGGUCACUGGAUCAAGAGAUGGAGACAUAAAAGUUUGGAACUGUUCCAACGGCAGCUGUCUCAAACACAUGGCGGGUGACGGGUACACAGAGGUCACAGGGGUCAUGCACAUCCUGGAGAAGAGUAAGUUCCUGUCCGUUGGUUGGAACAAACGAAUCACGACGUACCUGGAUGAGCCAGAUAUUUUUAAAGUGAGCCCGGACAAUUCCUGGAGGGGGAAGGAGACUCAUCACCAUGACGAUAUCCUUUGCUUUUCGUACUGCCCCCCAUUCUAUCUAGCCACUGGGAGCUUUGAUGGGGAGAUCAAGGUAUGGAACAUGGACACGGAGAAGGUUGUGUCCACGUUCCAUUCCACCACCAGGAUGAAGCCUGCAAUGCUACCAAAGAUGCGAAAAACCAGUGUCAGCUCCCAGGUUGCUAUGAGUAGGAGGAGCUCUCUAAACAGCUCUCGUCCUGUCAGUAGAAGAAUGUCCACCUACAGAAUGAGAUCAAGCUCGGUUCACUUGCAUCACGUACCCGUGAACCAACUGCUUUUCUUGAGGUCAAGGCUCAGAGGUCACCAGAAAGGGUCAGCAACGCUCGUCUCCAGUGAGGGGGGCGUGGCUCGUUUCUGGGACAUAUUUAGUCCCUCCAGCGAACCAUUAGGUUGGUUCCCUCUGACAGAGAGUGAGGAGGAGUGUGUGAUGGCACUCAAGACAGACCCCCUGGAGAGAUUGCUGCUGGCGGGGGACACUGCAGGGGGUAUCUCUAUCUACGAUAUCACUAACUUCUGCACCACAUCUCACAAACCACAAGAGACGUUCUUCCGACCAGUGUCCCACUGGCAGGCACACUCGAGUGAGGUGGUCUCCAUUGACUACAUCGGACAUGAGGCCCAACCCCUAGUCCUGUCAGCAUCAGGAGACUCUACACUGAGAUUAUGGACUCUCUCCGGUCAUUACAUCGGAAUGUUUGGUCAGAGGCAGUUCUGGAACCUCAAGAAUCCCUCCACAUUCCAGCACCCCUAUACCCCCUGGGGGGAGGUCCAGUGUCCUCCCUCCCACCUCCCGGGACCCGAGGCUGCUACCCAGAGACUCCCCAGUAGAGCUACUACCCCUCGUCCAGGAACACCUGGAAGAAGUUUAAAAACACACGUGCUGAAAGAAGAAGAGGCGUCCUAUCAGAUUGCAGCAUCGGGAAGCAGCUCCUCUGCUUCUAUUGCAGACAACGCAGGAGGUCUUGUACGCCCCCUCACAGACAAGUCGCUGGGAUGCAACUAUAAUGAUAGUAUCCACAAGAGGAUGUUUGGUCGUCACGAGAGGAGAGCACAAUAUGCUGAGAUCAACACUAAGGCCACUCAGAGGUUCGGCUCCCUCUGCUCACCCUAUCAGGCACUACAGCUGCUCAAUUUGGAGGAUGUGAGAAUGCCUCAGGAGAUGGUAUCCGUGGUGCAUCAAACAGAGUCCUAACUCACUAACACUGCAUGUGCAUGCAAAUGUUGUGCAUUUUAUCCCCACUCAGUAGUAAUUGUUUAUGUCUCUCUCUGCAUGCAUUCGAUUUCAUGUUUGUGUUUAUGGAA
Halichondria panicea is the source of this 3597-nucleotide messenger RNA. RefSeq names its product WD repeat-containing protein on Y chromosome-like. The transcript is spliced from 20 exons. Lineage: Eukaryota; Metazoa; Porifera; Demospongiae; Suberitida; Halichondriidae. Gene Ontology annotation, molecular function: protein binding. The coding region runs from base 329 to 3487 and encodes 1052 amino acids. The record is from RefSeq and is a predicted model, not a curated record.